Molecule: messenger RNA, 2640 nt
Organism: Nymphaea colorata (pocket water lily)
Lineage: Eukaryota; Viridiplantae; Streptophyta; Magnoliopsida; Nymphaeales; Nymphaeaceae
Product: G-type lectin S-receptor-like serine/threonine-protein kinase At5g24080
Exons: 5
Coding region: 1-2502 (833 amino acids)
Biological process (GO): protein phosphorylation
Molecular function (GO): ATP binding; protein serine/threonine kinase activity
Source: RefSeq, a predicted model, not a curated record
AUGAGGCGAAGAACUGCAGCUCUCAUGGCUACCAUGGUGCGGAUCGUGAUCGCAAGUAUUCUUCUUCAACAAUAUUGGAGGUGUAAGGGCUGCGAAUUUUCCAGGGGCUUCCACAUGAAGCCCGGAAGUAGGCCGUGGAAUUCCUGCAGUGGCUUCUUCAGCUUCGGGUUUCUCCCUGCUAGCUAUUCCUGCAAGUAUUAUUUGGCAAUCUGGGACGAGAUGAGUCCGGGGGUUCGGAACACCAUCUGGGUCGCCAAGAGAGGCUCCAAGGUCGCGAUGGUCGGCAAAAACGCCACCCUGCGGUUCGAAGUUUCCGGCAACCUCCGGCUGACGGACGGCAACGGCGCCACCGUCUGGGAGACCAACACUAGCAAUUCGGGAGCGAUUUUUGGCAGGUUGAGCGAUUGGGGCAACCUCGUUGUCUACGCCAUGUGGGACGUCACGCCCUGGCCCUGGGAGAGCUUCGGCCACCCCACCGUCGCCCUGCAGUUCAGUCAAAAGCUGACCGAGAAAGCAGAGCUCACCACCGUCCCGAACGCCCUCGGCAACUACCACAGGCUAGCCUUCGUCCGGAGCGGCUGCACCGUCCGCCUCGCCCUCACUUACGUCCGCGCCAAAGCCUCCAACUUCACCUACUGGUGGGGACCCGCCCUAGAGAGCUGCCGCGGCGGUAGCGCGUCCACCUUCUUGACUACCGGCGGCAGCUUCGUGAUGACGUGCGGAGGAGCAGCCGGCGCAGUUACCUACAUCUUCCGGAGCCGAAUGGACUUUGAGACGCCCGGCCAGAAGUUCGGAGAAACCCUGCAACUCAAGCUCGAGGACGACGGAAGGCUCGUACUUUCUCGCUUUGACGUCAGCUCUCGGCUGUGGGUGCGCGAGUGGGCGACGGGUUCGACCCCGUGCGCGGCCCCCGGAGUUUGCGGCAACGGGAUAUGCAGCCUACACGCCGGGCAAAAGAAGGGCCAAUGCAGCUGCCCGCCAGGGUACUCGCUGGCCGCCGACGGCGACUGCAGGAGAAACGUAACGGUCGAAGCCGGCUGCCGGGGAGGAGAAGGAUACGUCAUGGCGAAGCUCGAGAAGACGAACUACUUCGUCGGGGGGUCGACGAUAGCGAAACAUAGCAACGUGACGAGGGGAAAGGAUUGCGGGGAGCUGUGCAAGGCGGAUUGCAGGUGCGUUGCGUCGCUCUACUCGCCGGCGUGGAAGGCGUCCCGCUGCUGGACGCUGAGGGCGCUGGAGUUCGGCGGAUUUCCCGAGCCGUCGGUGGAGUUGUACGUGAAGGUGAAGGAGGCCGAGCAGUCCCACCCGUCCCAGCCAUUGGAGACGGACUCCAGUCACUCCGAAGAGCUAGUGGAGAACGACCCCAUCAACUGGCUGGUACCUCUGACGUUGCCGCUGUCUCUGCUUCUUUACCUUUUGGUGAAUCAGAAGAGGAGAAGAAUUGAAGGAAAGGAUGAGGGGGGAGAAGGGAGCCUUACAACAGUUCCCGGCAUGCCGGUGAGCUUCUCGUUUGCGGAGUUGCAUGAGGCCACUUCAGGUUUCUCACAGCAGAUAGCCAGAGGUGGGUUCAGUUAUAUUUACAAGGGAAAGUUACAGGACGGGACCGAGGUGGCUGUGAAGCAGCUGGACGAGCGGCUGUCUCAUGGGCAGAGGAACUUCGAGGCGGAGGUUUUCACCAUCGGCGCCAUGAAUCACACCAACUUGGUCCGUCUCCACGGCUUCUGCUCGGAAGGAGCACACAGGAUUCUCGUCUACGAGUUCAUGGAGAAUGGCUCCCUCGACCAGUGGCUCUUCACUAGGGAAGACGACAAAGCAAAGCGCCUGCGCUGGAAGACGAGAUUCGAAAUCGCCAUGUCGACGGCGAAAGGCAUCGCUUACUGCCAUGAACAGUGCCGAAACUUCAUCAUCCACUGCGACAUCAAGCCCGGCAACGUGCUGCUCGACGGCAGUUUCCGGGCGAAGGUGUCGGAUUUCGGGCUGGCCAAGUUGGUGGCAGGUGGGGAGAAUCCGACGAUCUCCGUCAGGGGAACCAGGGGUUACUUGGCUCCUGAAUGGUUGAAGCACAGGCCCAUCACCGUGAAAGUCGACGUCUAUAGCUUCGGGAUGCUGCUUUUGGACCUCGUCGGUGGUCGCCGAACGAAAAACUCAGCUUCCGAUCCAGACGACUUCUACUAUCCGAUCUGGGCCUAUGAGCAAAUGAAGAAUGGCACACCAGAAGCGACGGCGGACCCGAGGCUGGAAGGGGAUGUGGACGCAGAUGAACUGAUGAGGUGCCUUCGAGUUGCCUUCUGGUGCUUACAGGAGAACGCCAGCACCAGACCUACGAUGGGGAAGGUGGUGAAGAUGCUGGAGGGGGUGGUGCCCAUCGACACCCCUGAUGUUCCCAGGUCGUUCCUCUACCUGAUGAUGGCCAACGGCGAGUUCUCUACCAAUUCUCACGGACUCAUCCAUACAACGCAUGCCACAACCACAACCAGCAUGUCUCCGGUCGAAGGAAGAUGAAUCUCUAAGGAGCCGGCAUGACGCGAAGAGCCAAGAUCGUUUUUGCCGCGGCGCUGUCGUCGACGCAGGCGUCGCCAUCAUGCAACCACCAACAGUGGCAUAUAUAUAUAUAUAUAUAUAAGAAAAAUUAUGCAGCAA